Messenger RNA from Emiliania huxleyi CCMP1516, 714 nucleotides. RefSeq lists its product as hypothetical. The coding region runs from base 1 to 714 and encodes 237 amino acids. NCBI's taxonomy places the organism in Eukaryota, Haptophyta, Isochrysidales, Noelaerhabdaceae. The record is from RefSeq and is a predicted model, not a curated record. The transcript has 5 exons.
AUGCUCAGGCACCUGCACGCGAGCCACAGCAUCGUCCCGCUCGAUGACAGCAGUGGAGACACCGACCUCAAGCCCAGGCUUUGGGGCGGCGCCGCGGGCGUGCUGGCCCACGGGAUUGACAUGUCGGGCUUCAACGGUUCACCUGGCGGCCUGCCGCCGCCCGCCCGCACGCUGUGGGACACUCUCGGCGUGCCCGACCGCAGCCAUCCGUGGGGUGAUCGCCUCUCCUGCAGCCUCCUCAGCCUUCGCUCUCCCGGCCUCUACGACGCCUCGAAUGUGCCGCUGCUCGCGGAGGCCGGCUACACACACCUGCCCGCCGUGCUGCUCGACGCCGAGGCGAGGCCCUGCUGCGGGGACCGCGACUACGCACAGCGCGAGGCGCGGCCAUGGGGCUUCGAGGGCGACGCCCGCGCCUACAAGCCGGAUGAGCUGGCCAAGUGCCUCGACGGAAUGGAGGCGGAGCGGUGCGUCGAGGGACGCUGGUGCGCGCUCAGCCACAACGAGCUGGUGCUCGACAUUGCGGACAGCGGCGACGACGGGCUCCAGCGCUUCGUGCGGGCGGUCGUUGUCGACAGCAGGGCGAGCGGAAUGGCGGUGAGGCUCGCCCGAGCAGUGUGGGCGGCGGCGGAGCAGAGCAACAGGACGGUGCCGCUGUUGCAUUACGACCCUCGGUCUGUGGCGGCCCCCUUCUCAGAGGUGGAUAAUGAGGGGUGA